This is a messenger RNA of Pyrgilauda ruficollis (rufous-necked snowfinch), 1947 nucleotides long. RefSeq names its product solute carrier family 26 member 7 (gene SLC26A7). Gene Ontology annotation, molecular function: sulfate transmembrane transporter activity; oxalate transmembrane transporter activity; bicarbonate transmembrane transporter activity. The coding region runs from base 1 to 1947 and encodes 648 amino acids. The record is from RefSeq and is a predicted model, not a curated record. Gene Ontology annotation, biological process: transmembrane transport. The transcript has 18 exons. Lineage: Eukaryota; Metazoa; Chordata; Aves; Passeriformes; Passeridae. Gene Ontology annotation, cellular component: membrane.
AUGACAGGGGCAAAAAGGAAAAGAAGUACAGUCUGGAGGAAGAUCCAGGCUGUUCGCUUUGAAGAUAUCAAAGCCUGGUGUAUGAGAAGGCUGCCUAUCUUGAAAUGGGUGCCUGUCUACAACUGGAAGGAAAAUUUGGCUCCUGAUACUGUUUCUGGGAUGAUGCUAGCUAUCCAACAGGUGACUCAAGGGCUGGCCUUUGCUGUUUUGUCUUCAGUCCACCCAGUUUUUGGUUUAUAUGGAUCUUUUUUCCCUGCCAUUAUUUAUGCCAUAUUUGGAAUGGGACGUCACGUUGCAACAGGAACUUUUGCUUUAACUUCCUUAAUAUCUGCCAAUGCAGUUGAGCGUCUUGUUCCUUCAGUCAGAACUAAUUUCACUGCAAACAAUAAUUCAGGAAUUUUGGGUUUGUCAGAAUUUGAAAUGCAAAGGAUUGGAGUUGCAGCAGCAGUUUCAUUUCUAGGAGGAAUCAUUCAGGUAGUGAUGUUCAUGCUGCAGUUGGGCAGUGCCACUUUCUUGUUAACGGAACCCGUCAUAAGUGCCAUGACAACAGGAGCGGCUACACACGUCGUGACUUCACAAGUGAAGUAUCUGCUGGGAAUGAAAAUGCCAUAUAUAUCAGGACCACUGGCAUUUUUUCAUAUUUAUGCCUAUGUGUUUGAGAAUAUCAGAUCAGUUCAGUUGGAGGCAUUACUUCUCUCCUUGCUGAGCAUUGUGGUACUUGUCCUUGUUAAAGAACUGAAUGAGAAAUUUCACAGAAACAUUAAAGUUGUCCUGCCCAUCGAUCUACUUUUGAUAAUUGCUACAUCCAUUGCUUGCUACUAUGCUGACAUGGAAUACGUCUACGGGAUAGAAGUUGUGGGAAAUAUUCCUAAAGGGUUGCCAUCACCAAAAGCACCACCCAUGAGUGUCCUGCCUGAAGUAGUCACUGAAGCUUUUGGAGUGGCACUGGUUGGUUAUGUAGCCUCACUAGCUCUUGCUCAGGGCUCUGCUAAAAAGUUUAAAUACACUGUGGAUGACAACCAGGAAUUUUUGGCUCAUGGCCUCAGCAACGUGAUUCCUUCAUUUUUCUUUUGCAUACCAAGUGCUGCAGCGAUGGGACGGACGGCACUUUUAUACAGCACAGGCGCCAAAACACAGGUGGCUUGCCUUAUCUCUUGUGUAUUAAUUCUUGGGGUGAUCUACACAAUUGGACCUCUGCUGUACUGGCUUCCUAUGUGUGUGUUAGCAAGCAUUAUUGUUGUGGGCUUGAAGGGGAUGCUAAUGCAGUUCCGGGACUUAAAAAAAUAUUGGAAUGUGGAUAAAAUAGACUGGAGCAUCUGGGUUAGUACCUAUGUGUUUACAAUUUGCUUUGCUGCUAACGUGGGACUGUUGUAUGGCGUUGUCUGCACUAUAGUAAUCGUGAUUUUCCGCUUUCCCAGAGCAAAGACACUGAAUUUGAAAAAUAUGAAAGAAGUGGAAUAUAAAUACAAAGCAGAAGAUAAUUGUGAAUCACUAAAACAGGUAAAAAUAAUUUCAGUCAACAGCCCGUUAGUCUUUUUGAAUGCCAGAAAAUUUCACACUGACCUGUUAAAGAUAAUCCAGAAGGAUGGCAUGAGCAGCCAGUGUGAGCAGAACACAUUGCUCUGUUCAUUUUCCAAUGGAAGUUGCCAUGGUGAGUUGGUGCAGCCAUGUCACAGGGAGAGAUGUGUUUUGAUAUUAGACUGCAGUGGACUGAAUUUCUUUGACUACACUGGAGUCUCCGUGCUUCUUCAGAUUUAUGUGGACUGUAAAAACAGAUACAUCGACGUGUUGCUAGCACACUGCAAAGGUUCCUUGAUAAAAGCAAUGCAGUACGGUGGAAAUCUUGACUCUGAAAAUCCUGUAUUUUUUGAAUCUAUUUCUUCAGCAAUUGAUGCCAUUCAGAUUCACAGGAAUUACAGCAGAUUCAGUGAACAGAGUGAAGUGUGA